AUGGAGUCCCGCGCGCGUGCGCGCGUGCUCCCACCGCUGCCACCGCCAGCUCGCGUUCUUUUAUCGGUUCUAGCCCCGGAGAAGCUGGAACAGCGCGCAAAGCCUAAGCGCCGAAAACAGCACCUAGCUAGUGAUGAUGGUGACGUCAAAGUUGGUGUUGGUGGUGGCAGCAGCGGCGGCGGCCUUGUCCCCUUCUCCCAUUCCAGCUCUGCAAAUCCCUUCUCCUCUUCCGCCAGCUCUUCUUCAACCCUCCAUCACCAAAGCCCUCGGAUGCCCGCCCCUCAGUUCGGAGGGGACGCGCACGAACUUAUGGCCACGAGAACACUCAAUAGUCUGAUCGCCGCCGCCGCCGCCGCUUCUGACGCAAGCUCUGCACGCGAGAUGGCUCUAUUCACAGAUAUGGCCGGUUCGCGCAGUGUGCAGAGCCAAUUCAUGUCGCUGAGUGGUUUCUCCGACCCCCAGGCAGCUGCGGCGGCGGCUGCGGUGAAGUUCCACCUCGCCAUGACCUCCAGCACGGCAGCAAACAGCAAUAGACUUGAAGCUAACAACGCCAAUGAGGCCUUUGAUCCUACACUCCACCAUCGUUUGCCUCCCCCUCCCACUCAGUUCCCUUCCGAGGGAGCCUUCGUUCCCGAAGCGAGCUCUGCUGGUCCAUUUCUUGACGGCAGGCUACCUCGACCCAAUUGGCAGCAGCCCAUACCUCCGACGACGACACUCUCAGAAGUCGCGAAACCACUGGAUGUUGGUCUGCUGUCUAAAAAUCUAAUUUACAUUUCCUCAAUUGUCGCUUACCGUCCUCCCUCGGUCGGUGGUGAGCACCUCUCUGCCACUCUCCUGACGGCUCUGCAACGCAUCCCGAUUCCGUUCAAACGUAGUCGAAACUCAGCAAUUGAGUCCGGUCUCCCUCGCCCCCGACAGUGUCGUUAUCAGGAUUUCCAGACACUUUGUUACCACAGCACUUGCCGCAGGGCCAUGCUCAAGCAGCAGCGGCGCCUCCUUCAGUCGGAAUACCUUCCGCCUUCCCUGGAGCUUGAUCGACCCGAUGAGCAUCUCUUCGCGUGUCUGACCGAGUGUGUCCAGCGGAUCAGGGAGCCCUUUGCGCCUGAAGAGCCCCUGGACACACGGGCCGCGGAAACCCUGGAACAGGAGUACAACCGAAUGGACGUCUGCAUUCGGAGGAUUAUUCGGGUGGUCAAGAUGCUGCCUUAUUUCAAUGAAAUCGGGAAGCCAGCUCAACUCGGUUUACUGAGGGUAAGGCGAAGGAUGUACAGCAUUCUGAGUUUAUCUGGGGGAGUAACUUUGGCAGUGAUGAGAUUUAUUCAUUCUUUUUUUAAGGCAAACGUCUACGGAAUGAUUGUGCUCUACUCCUCCUUUUUCUUCGAGCGUGACAUCCGAAAACUGCGCUAUCCCAUCAAGCGCCAGGACGGCACUCUGUCCACAGUGACUGUCUCCAUGCUGGACGACCUUACACCGUCUAUGGGCGGUUGCAUUGGAGACAAGGCGCUUGCGACAUCGGCCUUCCUCUUGUGCAAAAACCGACAGGCUGUAGCUACUGGUUUGAGGGAAGACUUCGAGUUAUACAAGGUGAGGUGGAUGCCAUUGACUACGUUUCAUCUGCUCCUCUGCUGUCUUGUUUCCCCGUCAACAUCAUGCGACAGAGGCCGCAAUGUGAGUCCACAGUUAGUGUUCUUAUUAUUGCAGGCGAAUACGCUGGCGGCUUUUAACCACUUGGACGAACUGGCUGGUGAAGACGACCUCCUCCGAAUGGUGCUAUUGGCUGUCAAGCUGUUCACUGACGAUUCUCUAUCUGAGGACCUUCGUUCGGCCGUGGAGCUCUCGAAACGCGCUUACCUGGUCUUCCUCUGGACCUACCUGCGUUGGCGCGCCGGACCGAAGCACCUGCGACAGGCGACAGAGCUUUUCGCACGGCUCCACCUUGCCUUUAUCGAUCUGCGCUCCCUGGAGAUCCGUAUGACGGAGUUCGCAAAACUCGUCUCCCUUGACGGCCUUAGUCCUCUGAUGCGCGAGAUCUGCUCUCUCCGGUCAAACAGUAGCGGCAGAGGACUCGUCGGCGGUGCGCUGUGA
Molecule: messenger RNA, 2085 nt
Organism: Mesocestoides corti
Lineage: Eukaryota; Metazoa; Platyhelminthes; Cestoda; Cyclophyllidea; Mesocestoididae
Source: the annotation of a GenBank genome assembly